AUUUGUUUUCAUACUAUAUGGAAGAUAGUUGUUGGGACAGUAUCUAUUUGCCAGGUGGAAGUGAUGGAUGUGCCUCGAGGGAGUGGACGCUAUCUUUUUGCUCAGGAGCAGAAAAAGGGCAUCGUUAGAUGUUCCCUGGGGCAUCGUACCCUAAACUGGCCAGGUUACAUUCUCCUGUGAGAUUAUAUCCCCAGUUUCCUUAUCUCUACUGGAUUAUCUUCCAACCUUAGAGAUUGCACUACCCUAAUAUUACGGUGUGCUGAAGAGAAUAGAUUAUACUGAGGAGAGUGAAACAGAGCCCACAAAAAGAGAUACUCCUGCACAAUGUUCUAGGGGAGUGGGGCAAGAAAGCGUGCUGUAUUGAUACUGUUGACGUGUCUGCAAGACCAAAAAAGACACAGCCAUGGGGCGGAAGAAGAUACAGAUUACCCGAAUUAUGGAUGAGAGGAACAGGCAGGUUACCUUCACAAAGAGGAAGUUUGGCCUGAUGAAGAAGGCCUACGAGCUGAGCGUGCUGUGUGACUGCGAGAUAGCCCUCAUCAUUUUCAACAGCUCUAACAAACUGUUCCAGUACGCCAGCACAGACAUGGACAAAGUGUUGCUGAAAUACACAGAGUACAAUGAGCCCCACGAGAGCAGAACCAACUCUGACAUUGUAGAGAAAUUGAGAAACAAAGGCCAUAAUGACUGUGCUAGUCCCGAUCCUGAUGACUGUUUCGGGCACAGCCCCCUCAUGGAUGACCAUUUCGGCAAACUAAGCGAAGACAGUGAUUUAAUGUACAAGCGCUGUGGUGCGCUAAACAAGAAAGAACACAGAGGUUGUGAUAGCCCGGACCCCGAUGCCUCAUAUGUCCUCACUCCUCACACAGAAGAAAAAUAUAAAAAAAUUAAUGAGGAGUUUGAUAAUAUGAUGAGAAAUCAUAAAAUCCCCACGGCGUUGCCUCAGCAGAACUUCUCCAUGCAUGUGGCGGUGCCCGUGUCCAAUCCUAACGCUAUGUACCAGGCGGGAGGGAAUCUGGGUAGCCAGGCCCUGGCAGCAGCCACGGCCUCACUGAAUGACAGCGGGAUGCUGUCCCCUCCGCAGGCCUCCCUGCACAGGAAUGUUGGCUCUGGUGGAGGAUCGCAGAGGCCCACCAGUGCAGGCAGUGCAGGUGGCAUGCUGGAUACCACAGACCUUUCAGUGCCAAGUGGUGCGGGCUCCAGCCCAGCGGGGAACGGCUUCGUUAACCCCAGGGGCUCGCCGAGCAUCCUCAGCACACCCAGUGGCAACGGCCUGGGUAAAGUCAUGCCUACUAAGUCUCCGCCGCCUCCUGGGGGGAACUUAGGAAUGGGGAACCGCAAGCCAGACCUGAGGGUUGUCAUCCCUCCAUCGAGCAAGGGGAUGAUGCCCCCGCUGAACACCCAUAGGAUAAGCAGUUCCCAGUCCACCCAGCCGCUUGCCACUCCUGUUGUGUCUGUUACCACCCCCAGCUUACCCCCACAGGGCUUGGUCUACUCAGGCAUGCCCACCGCCUACAAUCCUGCUGAGUACUCGCUGAGCAGUGCGGAGAUCUCCUCCCUGCAGGGCUUCGGUUCUCCUGGGCUCUCUCUGGGCUCCAUGUCUGCAUGGCAACAGCAUCAACUAGGCCAGGCAGCUCUUAAUUCUUUGGUUGGUGGAAGUCACCUACCUCAGGGCUCCAACUUAUCUAUCAACACCAGCCAGAGCAUAAACAUCAAGUCUGAGCCAAUAUCUCCGCCCCGCGGGCGGGUCACCCCAUCCGGGUUCCCCCCGCAGCAGCAGCCGCAGCAAGGAUCCAGCCGACAGGAGGUCCUGGGACGCUCGCCCGCCGACAGCCUCAGCUCGUCCUGCAGCUCCUACGAUGGCAGUGACCGCGAGGACCACCGGGCGGACUUCCAUUCUCCGCUUGGACUUGGAAGACCCCCUGCUGUCUCUGAGGACAGGGAGAGCCCCUCGGUCAAGCGCUUGCGCAUGGACACUUGGGUGACAUAAGGAGCUUUGAUCUGGUCUGCAGUCGCCAGCCAGACAGAUAGAGGAAGGGAGGGAUUAGACAUGGGGAUAAAAGACAGAGCAGGGGUCCUUAGAGCUGUCAAUAUUAAUAUGAUUCAACUCCACCUUAAUUUGUAAUUCUGAGAUAUAAUGUUAGAAGAUGUCAGGGCAUAUCUAAGUCAUUUCUCAAACUGAUACAGGAGGUUUAAAUAAUCUAAACAAUUUUUGUGUACAAGCAGGUGUAUCAGGUACUUUCUGCAGUUUAGAGGACGUCUGCAGCUGAGAGAAAUUUGUUAAAAUAAAAUAGGCGGUAGAUUAUUGUAGCCACUGGUCUAGUCAGACACUUACUUGUAGUUGCUGUUUUGCUGUUGUGCUCGCAAGUUCGCAAACAAUCCCAGAAAUUUGUGUCGCUUUCAGGCUAAGGACUCUCUAAUUACAUAUGAUGUUCACUGCAAGAACUGUGUUGAAAUCCAACGCUGCAACCACACAGGUUUUGAUUUAAACAGGGUCUUUCAAGUUUUAUUUAAACCCUUAGGAUCAAUAGAUGCAGAGCACAUUGAGUCAAAGUCAUCCAGGGCUCUUUAAUAAGCUGAGAGAACUUUAAAACAACAAUAUGGGAGGUAAAAAUAAAAUAGUUUCAGAAUUUAUUGCAAUAAUUAUAAUUAAUUUUAUAAUUUCAAAGAGUAUGGUGUAUAAAUAAACAGUUAAGAUAAUGCAAACCUGUCCAGUUGAGCUGGUUAGUAAGCCAACACGUUCACAUUUAAGCAACAGUCCAUCGGUUAAAUAAGCCAAAGCUGGAAUUUAUUAGUUGUUUUGUACAGUUGCUGUAAUCUCUUUACAGUUCGCUCAAACGCUGCCUCUUCUUCUUUAUAUAUUUUUUUUUUCACACUUUGUAUUUUUAAUUGUGCUUUGUUGCGUGGUAAACAUCCACAAGAAGCAGAUUCUUCAAUCAGAUAUUGAAAAGCCAUGGACAUUUGCUAGUCUAUUUGUACAAUGUCAAAAUUUUGAGCCAAGCGUUUUGUCUUUCUUUUGUCAUUGUUGUGUAAAUAGCAACUUUAAUAUAUAUAUUGCCAGGGUGGUGAGCACACCGUUUUCAAGAAAGUAUAUUUUUGUGGUUUACAGCUGAGUUUACAGUAAGUGGACCCUUAAAAAAGUCACUGGUCCAAAAUUUACGAUUUUGUUGAGUCAAUUCAGCAUAAAUUCAGACAUGUUUUUGGUUAAUUGUUGGUUUAUUCUUGUUUGCCCUCAAUACACUUUAAAAUGAACUCGAUAAGGUCAAACUUGUAUCCAUUUGAUUGUUUUUUUUUUGUUUUGUUUAAAGGAUGACCAUAAACCCAGGGGAAGUAGAAGUUUUUAUUACUGAUUAUGCUCCAACACAAGGUGCUAGAGUUAUUGCCACUGCCUAAAUCCAGGAUCAAACACACCAGAGAAUAAUUCAUUGUGUAGCCAUUCUGCUACUGAACUUUGUUAUUUAAGCUAAUGAAACUAAACCCCUAGAAGAAGCUGCUGGUGACUUUAACACAAAAAUAACCAUCUAUGGGCACCCACACGUGGUUGUAAAUAAUAAUAUAAUAAUUUGAUUGGCUCAGCGGAUUUUAUCAAACAUUGAUCUCCAUUUAGUGAAAGUGCUGUAACCCUGUAGUAUGAACAUUAGAAGCCAGAAAAGAUAGAGUCUGUUAUGGCAUAAAACCUGUGUUAUUACACUGUAACGAGGACUAGUAAAAACAGGGUUGUGGCUUUUUUGAUUCUCAAUUGUACAAGACACAAACCAUAAUUCAGAUAAUAGCACACUGACCAGUUCAACAUUUCCUGCUGAGAGGCACACAUUUGUAUGAGAAUGUUGCUGUACGAGACAGAUUUCACUGUGCAUUCUCCAUGGCACUUGUCUUGUGUGAGUUAAUGACCUAGGGCAUCCAUCAGCCCCGCCCUUCCCACAGUUUACACCAUUUUAGAUCUAUGCAGAGUCAACCCCUCUUCACAUGAAAUAUGAAAUAUAUGAUGUCAUUACUAAACAUACUAAGUCUGCAGGCUGUCAGGGGAAAGAGUGUCAGACUGUUAGCCUCCUAUUCUAAAGUGCCGCAGCUGGAAGUUACUGGACUACAAUUUUAGGAUCAUCAAUCUGUUUGGCCCAUCUUCUCAUUUUUAUUUAUUUAUUUUUUAAUGGUGAUUUGCAAAGGUAUUCAUAAAGCCUGAACUUUUUCACAUUUUGUCAGGGUGCCGCCACAAAGCAAACAAAAUGUAAUUUCCUGGGGUCGUAUAUGAAUAACCAACAAAAUGCAACGCCUCUGAAAUAGAAGAAAAAGGAUACACAAAUUGCACCUUUUUUUAACAAUCAAAUAAAAUAAUUUCUUCUCUGGUGCAAUAAUUUGUUGAACUGCCUUUUGCUGCAGUUAGAGCCUCAAAUCAUUUUAGGCGCAUCUCUUUGGCUUUUCAUAUUUAGUGACCAGCGUUUUGCCAAACAUCUCAAAUUCAGCCAGGUUGGAGAAAAUGUUUCAGGAAGUUUCCAUACCAGCCUGAGCUCUCAUUCCUUCGUAUUCCAUCGCAUCCUGACUUUAUGUUUUGAGUUAUCUUGUCAGAAGAUGAGGAACUAACUCAGUUUCCCUUUAUCUGCUAAAAAAACACAUCCCGUUUGGAUAACGAUGCAAAUGAUGUGUUUUAACCAAAUGAUGGUGUAUUAGGCGCAUGAGGACCAAAACUUCCGUUUUGAUCUUAUCUGCCCAGAGCACCAUCCUUCGACCUUUUUUCGUUGUUCCACUCAGAUCGCUACAGACUACAAAUGACAACUCUGAUUAAAUUUUUUCAUGGCUUUCUUACUGACUUUUUUACAAGUCCAUUUUUGAGAGUGCUCUGUGGCUCUCUGUGCCUCUUUCAGAGAGGCUGCUUCCCUGAUUAAUGCUCUAUGCUCUCCUAAAUUACUCCCAGAUGGACUCUAAAAGGAGACUUCUAGAUACAAAAACAAAUCGAGGCCAAACUUUUCAUACUUUAAUUU
Messenger RNA from Cyprinodon variegatus (sheepshead minnow), 4976 nucleotides. RefSeq names its product myocyte enhancer factor 2A (gene mef2aa). Gene Ontology annotation, molecular function: histone deacetylase binding; DNA-binding transcription factor activity, RNA polymerase II-specific; protein dimerization activity. The transcript is spliced from 11 exons. The record is from RefSeq and is a predicted model, not a curated record. Lineage: Eukaryota; Metazoa; Chordata; Actinopteri; Cyprinodontiformes; Cyprinodontidae. Bases 404 to 1990 code for a protein of 528 amino acids. Gene Ontology annotation, biological process: cell differentiation; heart development; positive regulation of transcription by RNA polymerase II.